GUCAGAGUCUCGCUAUGGCCGUCGCUAGCAGGAGGGGGUGCGGGGUUGCGGGAAAUCAUUGAUACUGCGAAGGUGCAUUCUCAACUUUUGGCGGGUGAUACCAUUCCGAGGUUUCGAACAAAAAUACAACAUUCCAACAUUGAGAUUAUAAGAUUCCUAAAUGCAGAAGUCUAGUCGACUAAAAAGAGAAUUAAAGCAAUUAUCGAAAUCACCAUCUCAUGGAAUUUCUUGCUGGACAGUUGGCGAAAAUGUUGAUCAAUUAGAAGCAACUAUCAUAGGACAGGAAGGCACCCCUUAUAAUGGAGGAGUUUUCAAGCUUUCAAUAAUAAUUCCUGAAAGGUAUCCUUUUGAACCUCCUCAAGUCAGAUUCAAAACCUCAAUUUACCACCCAAAUAUUGACACAGCUGGCAGAAUCUGUCUUGAUAAACUGAAUAUGCCCCCAAAGGGAGCCUGGAGGCCAGCACAUAACAUCUCAACAUUACUGAAAUCAAUCCAGGUUUUAAUUGCUGACCCAAAUCCUGAUGAUCCACUCAUGAUAGAAAUUUCAUCAGAAUUCAAAUGCAAUCGACAACUGUUUGAUCAAAAAGCCAAGCAGUGGACUCAGAAAUACGCAACAGAAAAUGACCUGAAAGCUAGCAAGCCCCUUGCUGGUCCACCGGAAUCUCACAAGGCAGAACCAGAGGCUGCUGUCAAAUAUGAUAGAAAGAAGCAAGCUUCAAAGAGGCCAGGUGAAACUACUGACACAUCCUUACUGAACAAAAAAAAUAGAAUUGGUGGCAAACUUUUUGAGCUUUAGCUUUUUGUGACAAAUUACAAUGGUUGAACUUUGUAGUUUCUUUGUCACAUUCACAUUUCAAGUUUCUUGGAAUAUUUAAUUGAUUAGUUCAUAAUAAGCUUUUAUUUAAAAAAGUGAAAUAAGUUGUGCAUCAUCACUGGUCUUAAAAUUUGGGUUUCUGAGGUACAUACAUUUCCUUUUUGUAAGUGAUGUGUGUUUAACUAUAUGAUAUUAUAGUGGGUAACAUAACCCUGUUUAUCCAGCUUAAAAUCCCAAAAACAGCUUUGUGCAAAAUAUCUAUUAAGAUUAAAUACAGAAAGGGUCCCAGAUGAAAGCUUUUUGAAACACAGGAAUCUGCAUUACCUAAUUCUCAUCACUUUGCAUCUAUUUCAAAGAACUGUUGUGAAUAAGAAGGUAAAUAAUAAAGUUUAUGAUUAUUUCAUAAUACAGUAAUUUCAUAUCCUUAUGUAGUUAUUAUUUUCCAAUGUUGUGCAUAUUAUAUGAAAUCAAUUGUACAUAUUUUUGAUACAUAUGUUGGUCUGAAAAAACCAAAAAAUCAUGUUGCCAACUAAAUGUGUUUUUAUAAAUACCAAGGGCAGUACAGAACAUCUUUUCAACAUAGAAAGGCUAUUUGGCCAAAAACGUCCAUGAUGAUGAUGCCUGUUCUUUAUGCAGGCUAACUUUAGUGUGAAGGAGUUACCAAGUUAUGACAUCUUUCACUUUUGAGAAAAACAGACUAUUAAGAUUAACCACUCUUUGUUUGUAUACUCUAUGUAUGCCCCCUCCCCGGGUUCUUUUUAAGGGUGCAGAAAAGUUUGCAAAACGUUUACGAGUAAGUUCAAAUAAUGUUAACAACUACAGACAUUAAACCAAUGAAGACAUACCUAUGUUGAAGUAUGAGCUUGAUGCACUCAAGAGCUAGUUUCAUUUUACAGAUGUAUUUUUGGCUUAUCUACAUAGACAAAAAACUACAUACAUUUGUCGCAAAUUACCUCCAUAUACAUUAAGCAUAUUCACAAGAAUAAUAAAACACGCUGAUCAACUGAAACCAAAAAAAUAUAAGCUACACGUGUCAUUACCGAAAAAAUAUUAUCUCAGAGCUGAAACUUGCAAAAAUCUGCCUACUGUCAACUGACAAUCUUUUCAGCAGUUGUCUGUUGGCAUAAAUAACUAAAAAACGCAUUAAUAAUGUUUUUCAUAAAUUGGCUAGCUGCCUAAACAAUUAUGCCUUUUCGAGAUUAUUACAUUUAUAUUUAUGCAGUGCUUGGGUGCUUGGAUAUCUUCUCUAUGUCCAAAAACCAAUUUGAUAUCGUCACCCAGCAAUUAUUGGGAUAAACCUUGUCAUCUUGAGUCUGUGUGCAUUGGUUGAAAAAUCCUAUUAAAAGAGGACUGGAUGAUCUGUUAAAAUCGAGAAAACAAGGAGUUGAUGUACCGAAAAACAUGGUGCUAUUUGAGCAACUGAAUAUGUAGGAGUACCGUAGGGUCGUUCAUAUAAUAACAUACAUGCCCAGUUGAAAUUCAACCACCGAUUGACUGAAAAAUCGAAUUUCCAACAUUCGGGAAUGAAGCUUGGGACAAAAAGCACCACUGGAAACAAUUCUAUGAAAGGCCAAUUUAUUAACAGCAAGCAUUCACUUUCUCAAAUCUUUUCAAACAGCUUACGAUUGUGUGCAUUUGUUCAUUAUCUUAUUCGAGAUUAAGUCAUUCUCCACGUGUUCCUCAGGUACGAAAAAUUCAAUAGUUUCUAUAUUUAUGUUGUACGGAAACUGAAUUUAUUGAAACGUUCCUAUGUUUCAACUAUUCUCUUUACAAUUGGUGAAAAUAGCUGUAAAAGUAUUUGGUCACGUAAAAGGGCGUUUGAAUUUAACUUAAAAACAUCCGAUGGUCUCAACACGGGCACGAGUGGCCUAUAUAAUGAAAUCCUGACGUAAAAUCUUGUCACUGGCAACGACUAUGAAAGACAAACAAUAUUGAAAGUGUUCUUUUCAACAACCUGUAAGAUUGCAAAGACCGUUGUAAGAACUUUAAAACAAGUUAAACAAAGUUUAAAAUUAUUAAAUAAGAAAGUAAUAGAUACUCACUAAAAACAUAUACUUACAGCUUAAGGUAGGCUCCUGGACAAUCGAAGAUAGUAUAUCGAGGAAAAUGUUACAAAUGCCCCUUGAAUCAUCGGGACCCAUCAGUUGCUCUCUUUCGAAAAAAGGGGAGGGGUCGUAGGUUACUAGUGCUUAGCAGGACGAGAGCUUAUUUCUGGAGGUGGUUCCUGGGGCUACUAGAAAUGUAUGACAACAUAACAACGGCAUAACAUAAUAUAGAUAAAACCAGAUGAUUCUAAAGUCACAAUUUAUAAGUAUUUUCGACAGUGCUGAGUAAAUGCAAAGGAAAAUAUUAUUUUAUCUUAAACGUGUGCGAGACUCGAAAUCCAAAGAAAACUUGCUAUCUUGCAAAAAUGACCAUAAAAAACAAAGUAAGAUUUCGUUAAAGCCACAUUAUCACGAUUCGAUUAAAACCAUUUUACCAGGCUAGAAUGACCGGUAAUGGAAUAGCAUCUAUUUGCAAAAAUACUUACUUUUUGCAUUUGACAUAGAAUGUAUUUGUUUUGAAAUCAAUUUAAGGGGAAAUAAGUGGGCUCUUUUCAGUGUUUACCGACCACCGUCCCAAUCACAAGAUCACUUUUUCGAAAAUCUUGGCAAAGCAGUUGAUCAUUACAGCGAAAAAUAUGACAAAUUUUUAUUACUUGGGGAUUUUAAUACAGUAGAGACAGAUCAACAGAUUCGUACGUUUAUGAAUAGCUAUGACCUCAGAAAUCUGGUAAAGGAGCCAACCUGUUUCAAAACUGACAAUCCACGGUGUAUUGACCUAAUCUUAAGCCUGGUUCCCACUUGGUCGUUUGGGUCGUUUGGGUCGUUGGAAAAUAUCCAAACGACUGAAAAGACACAGUGGAAACGUACCUGCCAACGACCCAAAAUUCCCGAAAGACUCAAACGACAGUUGUCGCAGAGAUAGAAAAAAUUCUAUCUCCGCGACCCAAAAUACCCGGGCAUGAAUGAUUUUUGCAAGUGGAAACCGACAAACGACUCAAACGACUCAAACGACCCACGCUUUAGUAACUUUUUCUUCAAGAAUAGGAUAUUUUCUUGUAACCGCGUGUUUGACUAGAACAAGAACAAGAUAGCUGAAUAUUUCACAGAAAGCUUUACGGAAGAAGUUCAAAAAUACGAGUGCCACUAUAACAAUUACUGGAAAUAGUUUAAAAAUAAAUACAAAAAUAUCAAAUCAUGGCAAGCUAUUGCACUAAAAUUUAGUGAUCUAACAUCGUCGUCUGUACAAAGUCACCAGAGGUAGAAAUAGUUGACUUGGCAACACCAGUUUUUGUUUAUCAAAUGCUAUCAUCGUUCCUUCCACGCAUGCCGCCAAAAUUGAAUGAGCGAUGCAUGGUGCAAGCAAUGAACAGCAUCAACAACAAACGACUCGAAAGACUCAAACGACUAAGUGGAAACCAAUGUGCUCUUUGGGUCGUUCGUGUCUUUCAAGAACGACUCUGACGACUCAAACGACCCAAACGACCAAGUGGGAACCAGGCUUUAGCUUACAACAUACCACCACUUCCGAGACAGGUCGCUCUGACUUUUACAAAAUGUUAGUCACAGUUUGAAAACAACGUACCAAAAAGCUGGACCUAUUGUUAUUAAAGGGCCUCUUCAGCCAAAAAAAAAUUUUUUUUAUUGCCUAAAAAGUUAGCAUCUGGUGCGUGUAUUAUGGCAAGGUUGUUGUGUUUGCAAAGUUUCAAUUAGUUUAGAAGUUAUAAGGCUUUAAAGUUGCACCUUUCCGAGAAAAAAACGACAAAAGCCGAAUCAGUUUUGUGACAUUCUGACGUCACAGUGUGCGGCUCUCGUUCGUCAUGAAUUUUUUAUAUAUCUUCCACCGAAUCGUGAAGGAGUCAUGGUCACGCGUUGAUAACUGCAUCUAAAUCUACAGCAGGUGCUUUUUUAGGAUCGAAAAAUAUUAAAUGUUUACAAUUAUUCUAAGUUUGCGGGUCGGAAUGUGUCCAUGCUGUGUCACGACUUUUUUUUGAUCACCUGUGUAGGCCCACAAAGCUACUGCUUCCUGUUGCAGCUCUUCCCUCGCGUAUAAUUAUUCGAAAUUGACACUUCAGUUGUUUUCCAGAAACGAUGAACAACUAAAGGCUUCAGAAUUGAUAUCUGAAAUGCUCAAACUAAAAGCCGGUGGAACAGAACUGAGAGUACCAAAUAUUGCAUUGUGCAAUUUGCGAAUCGCCGACGUUCGAUUCGGUUUGAGGCGAGACUAACGAAAUACACCCGAAAACUUUUUGUCGGCUAAUUCAAUUCAAAUAUCGAAAUGCAAGAGCUUAUAUCUCACAAACUGUAAAAAAUAUCGAAAAACAAAUAACGAAUUCGUGAUCAGCAGGUUCAAUUCCUUUAGAUUAGCCAAUAAAAUGCAAUUGCAAAUUUUGGCUGGAGAGGCCCUUUAAAAAUAGAAAAUAUAAGAAAUUUUCGGAGCAGACUUUCAAACGAGAACUUAAGGAAGGGUUGGCUAGCAUUAAAACAACUGAUUUAGACUACAGUUCUUUUCAAAAUUGCUUUGAGAAAGUAUUUGAUAAGCAUGCACCGAUGAAGAAAAAAUACGCAAGGGCCAAUGAUGGUAAUACGUGCCGAGAUACACGGCGGCAUGUAGAGUUUUAAUUAUAAUGUUGAUUUUAUAUUUGAUUUAAAGCAGUAGUAAAUAACAUGUCUUGAAUCUCAAUACCUAAUAAGGACAAACGUAUGGAAAAUAACAAUCGACAAGUCUCAGUGAACGUGAUUAUCUAAGUUGAAACUCGUAAGAAGUUAGUUAGUUGGUUGGAGUAGAGUUGAAGUAAUGAUGGUGAUCGGCGAAAAUGUGAAACAGAAUAUUGAUGGAUUUGAUACAAAAUAGUUACACAAAAUGGUGAUAUUUCUCUGAGUCUUCAUCUUACACUUCGUUUAUCAUUAAAUAUUAAGAUAGGGGCACCGCUAGAAAUAGUGGUCCCAACAGAUGGUCCCUUCAUGAAUCGAGUUCUUCGUAAAGCUACUAUGCUGCGUUCUAGGUUGAAAAAUAGAUAUAAUAAAAGCCGCACAUCUGAACAUUGGGAAGCGUUUCUUCAACAGUGUAAUUUGUGUGUCAAAUUAUUCAGAACGGAAAAAAAGAAAUUUCUUUAAAAGUGUGAAUACUUCUGACAUUACUGACAACAAGAAAUCUUGGAAAACUGUAAAACCUGUCCUCUCCGAUAAAAUUCGAUCGAGUUCAAAUAUUACCCUUAUCGAUAAUACUACGAUGAUUUCCAACGAUAAGGAAGUUGCAGAAACCUUGAACGAUUAUUCUAUAUCGAUUACUGACUCAUUAGGUCUGACAGAGAGCAGGGAGGUUACCAUAAGUACAAAUGGUUUAUCAGAUCCUAUAGAAAAGGUUAUAAUGAAAUAUUCAAGACACCCAAGCAUUAGGGAAAUUCGCAGUUUUUGCUCAAAUUAACGGCUACUUUAAAUUUCAGGUUACUUUGGAACAGAUGCACUCUGAAUUUGGGGGGCUUAAUCCUGAAAAGGCAACAACCUUUGUUAAUAUACCCGCGAGAGUGCUGAAAAGUGACAGCUUGGAGUAUGCUAUCUGUGCGCCAAUAUUGAAACCGGUGGCUAUUGUUUUCUGAAAACCUGUGAAAACCGGCACCCAUAUGUUUCCCUCAUGCGAGAUUUGACAGAGUUCCCAGCUUGCUACUUCAUCAUUUAUCUCAAAGUAUCAGCAGCCAUUCGAUGUGAC
This is a messenger RNA of Rhopilema esculentum, 6565 nucleotides long. NCBI's taxonomy places the organism in Eukaryota, Metazoa, Cnidaria, Scyphozoa, Rhizostomeae, Rhizostomatidae. The record is from RefSeq and is a predicted model, not a curated record.